This is a messenger RNA of Eruca vesicaria subsp. sativa (arugula), 1579 nucleotides long. The record is from the annotation of a GenBank genome assembly. NCBI's taxonomy places the organism in Eukaryota, Viridiplantae, Streptophyta, Magnoliopsida, Brassicales, Brassicaceae.
UGAUACACAACUCCUAAGAAAAAUGGCUAACCAUCUCUCCUCUCCAACGUAUCCAUGGCUUCUUUCAACCAUUCUUGGCUCUCUUCUCCACUCUCCGAACCUCCCACUUUCUUCCUCUCUCCAUCUCCACAACCAAGACCCUUCAAACUCUUUCUUUUCCGUAACAAAUCUUCUCCCACACCAAACUCUUCUUCUCCAGACAGCUCUCCGGAGACUGAGAUUGCCGUGGAUCUCGUGAAGCUUGCGUUAAAGAAAGCCGAAGCCUAUAAGAAAUCGAAAGCAGAGCAAAAAACCCCUGAGAGAAAUGCUUCUGAAGACGAAGUGCCGCUCCCAGUGAAGCUUUCUAAGCAAAAGGCUGAUGAGUAUAAGAAGCAGAAAGAGCUUGGAGAUGAUGUUGUCCAGGAGGCUAAACCCAGUAGUACAGAGAAAAGUUCUGUUAGAUCAUCAAACAAGGUUGAUGAAGAUGAUAACGGUAAGAAGAAAGAGUUGAAAGUCUCCAGCAUUGAUUUCGUUGGGCUUGGAUUCGCUGAUAAGAAGAGCACAAGGGGGAUUCCAGCGGGACUUGUUCCUGUUGUGGACUAUUUUCCUGGAGGAGACUUACCUGAGGUGGAGUUUAUAGUUGGUGACAAAACAAGAUUUGACAAGACAGAAAAGGAGAUUGAUCAAGAAGGAAAUGAAAACUCUGAUGUAUAUAAGCCCAAGGUUUCAACAUGGGGUGUUUUCCCAAGACCAAGUAACAUCUCUAAAACGUUUGGUGGUGGAAGGACACUCCAACCAGGAGAUUCAAUUGAAACUGCUGAAGAGAGGACUGCAAGAGAAGAACGGACAAAACAAUUGCUCACUGCCUACAAGGAAUCAAUUGGACUGAAUAUUGAUCCCAAACUCAAACUUGAGUGUGAGGAGGCACUAGAAAAGGGCAACGCGCUUAUGGAUUCAGGGAGACUCAAAGAAGCUCUGCCAUACUAUGAAAAGGUCAUGGAGAAAAUAGUCUUUAAGAGCGAGCUUCAUGGAUUAGCAGCUUUGCAGUGGUCCAUUUGUCAGGAUUCACUUCGGAAGGCAGAUAAGGCAAGAGGCAUGUAUGAGAAGCUUUUAUCUCACCCAAACCCGAGAGUGAGCAAGAAAGCUAGGCAGUUUAUGUUCAGUUUUCAGGCAAUGGAGAUGUUGAAGGUUCAGGGUUCGAGCUUCAUGCAGAUAAACAUGGGGUAUGAUAAUUACUUUGAUGCCUUUGUUAAAAAAGACAGAGUUGAUUACAAAACCAAGGCGGAUGAAGGAGAUGCAAUGGGAAUAAAUGAGACACUUCUUUAUGUGAUUCUUCUUGCUUCUCCGAUUCUAUUGGUGUUUGCUGUUGCUGCACAGAGAGGGAAUAUGCACUGAAGACACAAACUCUUGUCAAAUUAUUACAUGUAAGCCAUGUUGUAAAUAUAUGAGGUAAUGUGAUGUGUAAAGCAGCCAAAUUAGUAGUUCGUUUGUUUGCAUGAAUCUAAUACUUCUAUGUAUACUACAACAGCAUAAUACAGAACCCAACUAGUACCAUAUAUAACUACAACAAAGAAAUUGAAUGAUAUUAGCUGUAAGAUUC